AUGCCGUCCUCGCGCUCCGCGCCUCGCCUCUGCUGGUCCGUCGCCGCGCCACAGCGCGCGACCGCACCUGCACGCACCCUUCGCCUCGCUCCACCCCGCCGUCGCCGCGCGUCGCCUGCCCCUACUCGCCGCUCCGCUGCUUGUCUGCUCCAGCGCGCCCGCAGCCCUUGCCGCUCCCCGCCUCCUCUGCCACCGGCCCCGCGCUGCUCCACCAUCGCAGCGCCGCACUGCUCCUCCACCGUCCCCGGCGCCCGCUACCGGCGCUCGCUCCCGCAUCGGCGCCCGUUCGGGCGGGGCGCCCGCACGCCCGCUAGGCCCCCACGGGCCUAUGACAAAGGGGCCCCACCCCCAGAACGUUAA
Molecule: messenger RNA, 360 nt
Organism: Aegilops tauschii subsp. strangulata
Lineage: Eukaryota; Viridiplantae; Streptophyta; Magnoliopsida; Poales; Poaceae
Source: RefSeq, a predicted model, not a curated record